GGUGUCAGCAGAACACACCCUGAGUGUGUCGAGCACAGGUAUGCGGGUGUGUGUGUGUGUGUGUGUGUUUAUGUGUUUAUUGCAGCCCUUUACUUUGCACUGCUCCACAGUCGGGCUGUGCAGCUGGAGCUGUGCGGGCUCAGUAUUACGGCUGAAGUCCUCUUGGUGACGCUCUGCUGACAUCACUCCGAUAUUCCCCACUCAGCUCUCCGCAUCACACACACACACACACACACACACACACACACACACAGACACACUCUCCGUCCACACUUUUUUUUUCGUUUCCAUUUCGCUCCUCUCGCCGUGACCAAGACGCACCAUCAGCCGCGGGCUACCUGUGCGCACUGCGGCCGGCCCACACAGGGAGGGGUUCGACUCUUCCUGUCAUUAACAGACUGAAAGGAAGAGAGAGAGAGAGGGAGGGAGAGAGAGAGAAACUAAACAGUCCAGGUUAGAGAGCGGGGACACAUACACAGAGACAAGAGGGAAGAGAAGCCGCAACUUGGCUGAUUUCAACGCAGGCAGUCUGAACUGAGCUCGAAGUUUCGGAGAAGGAAUAAUCUGGAGCCCGGUUGCCCCACACAGCGCUGUUGUGGAUAUUUACGUCCACCUUGUCUCCUCCGUAGAAGAAUGGCGAGAGAUUACGCGGCGCGCUGUCCGGUUUCUCCGGUGAGAAACACCUGGCUGGUGGCGGCAGCAGCGAUCCUCCUCGCAGCCCAAGGUAUCAGGGCUCAGAAAGUGAGAGUCGACGAGGAGGUGGAGGCGUAUCCCACAGAGUCUGUCGAUCUCCGCUGCCAGUUCACUGACGGAGCAGGCCGGACCAAACUCACACAGGUGUCUUGGAUAUGGGAACCCAUCGAUGGCCAGAGGGACAACAUCGCUGUAUAUCACCCUAUCUACGGUCAGAGUUUCCCCAACUUGUCCUUCAAAGACCGGGUUGUCUUCCUCCACAACCGUCUGGAGAACCCGUCCAUUAGGAUUUCCAACCUAAAAAUGUCCGACGCUGGUCGCUAUACAUGCGAGUACGCCACUUAUCCUUCUGGAAACGAACAAGGCACAACCACCCUCAUCAUGCUCGCCAAGCCCAAGAACUCAGCCAGCGUUGUGACUGUCCAGGCUGGCUCCAAGUCGGUGGUGGUGGCCCAGUGCGAGGCGGCGGACGGCAAACCGGCAGCCACCAUCAAGUGGAUGCCGUUAUUCGGAGGCAACCACUCAACCACCACCACGAACGGACCGGACGGCACGGUGACCGUGCGCAGCGAGUAUCGGCUGGUUCCCACGCCGGCGGAUAACGACAGGGAACUGACCUGCAUGGUGGACCAGAGGACGCAGGAGCGGCAGUGGGUUUACCCUCUCAGGCUGUCUGUGGAAUACCCCCCCUCUGUAUCCAUUGAGGGCUACGACAACAACUGGUACGUCGGCCGUUCGGACGCCAUGCUCCUCUGCUUGGCCAACGCCAACCCUGCGCCCACCACGGUCACCUGGACCGUGGCGUCCGGUUCUUUGCCAGACACGGUGAUGGUGGACGGCAACAAGCUGACGGUGAGGAAAGUGGACGACGCCGUCAACACCACUUUCAUCUGCGAGGCCAAGAACAAGCACGGGGCCAGCAGGCACCAGAUCACCACCAUCGUCAUCGAAGAGAAAAGACAAAUCACUCCCGGCCCAUCGACAGGUGCCGUUAUCGGAGGUAUCCUGGGCGCCCUCGCCUUCAUCGGCAUCGUCAUCGGAAUCAUCUUCUACAUCCGCAAGCGCCAAGAGGACGCAGACGGUCCCCCCAAGCAUAAGCCCCCUCCUCCUGUGAAGGCAGGCAGCUCCACGGAGAUGCUGAACAAGCCAUCAGAGCCUCCCACGGCCACAGAGACGGUCCCGCUCAGCCCGGGAGAGGUUUACUACGAGCCCACAGGGGGAGAGCCUGUCACGAACCUGGACGACGAGACCACCGGAGCCCUGAACGGCGGCGCCCCCCCGGUCCUGGACGACUCGGCCAAGUACGACAACGAACUCAGAGACCACGGCGGCCACCACGGCAACGACUUGGAGUCGUCCAAUCGCGACCCGACGGCUGCCAACAUCUCUCGCGGCGAGAGCUUCGUGUCUCCCGCCAUGUACGUGUAGCCGUGACGACCACAGCACCAAGUCAUGGCCGCACGGGGCGAGUUCCAGGUCACCUAAAUUUGCAUGGAAAGCAAAGGCGAGCACACUCGUUUAAAUCCCAUCUAUUGUUUUAAAAGUUUUAACGUACAUACGGUUAAAACUGUCUGGGUUUUUUAUUUAUGAGGCAUAUUUAUGGGUGUUAUGGAGAAAUAGGAACGUUGGCUUUUCUUGGUUUCUUUUAAUAUUCUUAUUUUAAAUAUCGGUUUAAAAACAAAACAUUCAAGAUUUCAUAUGAAAUUAAGGCGCGCACACACACACACACAAAUACACACAGUUCACGACCUCUGACAAGCCAGACCGCCAUUGAAAUCAUGUGUGUACUGCACAUGAUGAGGCGGGGCUUUUACAAUAUGUUCAUCAGGGGUGAGAGGUGUUGUUGCAACGUAGGUGAACUGGAACACCCCCACCCUCAGCUAAUUAACGCAGAGUAACUCUGCUCUACCUGUGCGAUGCUUGCAAAACUAAAUUUCCACCAAAAACAAACCAACAAAACAGCAUUUUCAGUGGAUUCAGUAUGAAAUAUUAUAUGCAACAUUCUGUGCCAUGAACAUACAACGUCCCCAUCGCAAAAAAGAAAAAAAGAAAAUGAUUGUUACAUGUGAAGCUGCCGGUCCUGGACUCUUCUGUUUACAGCCGUGGAAAGUGAUUUGAACAUCUCUCCCACUCUCGGUGAGUAAGGCUAAAAUAUCAGGCCUUGGUUCCACAGAGAAAGUAAUAAGUACCAUCUUUGCAAUCUCUUCAAAGUCCUCUUCUUCCACGGUUGGUUGGUCGGGUUUUAAAUGCACACCGCUGAAUUUGUUCCCAGGAAUUCCAAAGCCUGAUCAUCUGGCUCUGCAGGCAGCUUCAAUUAAUCACCCAAGAUGUUUGAAAGUAUUUCAGUUAUUUAUUGACUCCGACAAUAACUCUUGAAAAAAAAAAAAAAAAAAACAGCCUUCCCCACUCUUGCCCAGGCUGCAAUCCAAUAAAGAAACAUUCCACUUUAUUAUGUUGUCAAAGCGCCUCGUCCGUCCCCGGAAACGCAGAGCAACCCACCCACGGGCUCCGAGCCGCUCGUUAGCACUAACGGAGAGGAAGUGACAUCGUUCUGAAGUAACCUGGCAACAUUACGUGAUUACGAUUCCAUGAUUCAUGUUUGCUGCUCCUAAUUGCAAGAGCUGGUAAGGCUGUUCGUGUCUGGGGGAUGAAACUCGGUUUACAGCAAAGCACACACACACACACACAGAUAGAAAAACACCAAUGUUUGCAUUCAGUCCUCCUCUAAUAACACAAUAUUCAAAUGUAGACAUUAUAAGGAAUGUAUUUUCAGAAUGUGAAAAAUGUUCAGCAUAUAUCAGAAGAAAAUACUGCCAUUACACACACUCUGAUACAUGCAGAACAUUUCACACGUGCACGAUGACGGCGACGCCUGGCUCAAUCAAAAAUUGGUCUUAAAUAGAUGUCAGAUGGUACCAAAUGAUGAACAGUGUAAAUAGUAUUGAUAAUAUUGAUGAAUAAUAUAUUGUUGGUGAUGUGUACACAUAAAAAAAUAAACAGAUGUAUGUGUUAUCAGUGCCUCUGUACAGGGGAUGGAAGUUGUUAAAUGUCAAAAUUGAGCGGUUUAAAAAAAAAAAAAAACGUGUAUAUUACUAUUUUACUUUUCACGGGUACAUUGAGGUCGUCACUUAAUACUAAAAUGUUUUAUUUGAAUAUAUAAAAAAAAUGGUGUGGAUUUUACUUCUUGUUCAUAUUACUCUGCAUGGCAUGAUCGGUGGCUUGUUGAAACACUUUCCCAAGGCUGUUUGCAGAAUAAUCUUCUUCAUUUGUGGAAAAAAAAACAAAAAAACACUUUUGAAUGUCACAAAAAAAAGGAAGCUGUUUUUUUUUGUUGUUGUUUUUUUUAUCUCCGUCUCAAUUCAUCCGUCACAGUCACGCACACCAAGAGCACAAGUCCAAUUUAAGUUGAGAGAGCGGGAUUUUUUUUUUCAGUUGUUUCGUUGUUGUUGUUGUGUGACGGCUCGGCGGGCUGCCUGUUUUUGUCUUUAGCGCUGAUCCGAAAAUACAGUCAGCAUGGAAUCGUCAUCUCUCACGGCCACAGCAGUAAACACAGCGAUGCAAUCUUUCCCUCUCUAAUCUCGAGACCUUGAGGCACACAAAUCGUCCUGAGUUAUAAAUGUUUGACGGUCAGGACGGCGGGUUGUAGCUUACCGCGCCGGUUAAAAUCACUCACAGAAUCACGCGGUCGGGCGGUGGAAAUACAGCGGGACAUGUAAACAGUUUGUAAAAGUUGAUGGAGCUGGCAGGUGGAGAUGCAAAUAAGGAGGAGAGGCACAUACAUGAGGAGAUGAAACACAGAUAAGUUGAAAAGGAAUGAAAAUAUGACGACAAGAAAAAGAGAAAUUUCUCAUUGCAGCUUUCACUUUCUGCAAAGUCGGGCACCAAAAUGCAAUAUUUAAGUUUUUCUGACGUAUGACAAUCAUCUGUGAGCGUAGCUUUGGAGAGACGUUUAUGUUUAUUGCUGUUAUAGACGUUCCACUUUUCGCUGCAUGCUAACUGAAAUACUGCCACACACAAGACCAUUUUUAAAAAAACGACGUCACAACUUUGAUUUAGUUUGCGAUAUUUGGUUCCCGUCCAUCGGCGUAAUGAAUCUGCAGUAAAUUCAGUGAAGAUGCGGAAUAAAUCGGGACUUGUACAACAGCUAACGGCGUUAAAGUUUCCUUUGUGUGUCUGAGAUGUUUCAUUUGAUGAAAGAAUGAUGAAUGACGUCUGCACGGACCUGGACGAUAAAAGCUACGCUCUUGUGGAACCCUCCUGACCAAGUGUUUGGCUUUUUGACUCGAUAAUGUGCUGCAGUGUCAGACAUUCACGUACGGUGUGUUUAAUAGUCUUGCCGCAGAACAAAAACUGUCAUAAAGGUGAAUUAAAUGUAAUGGUUUUGCCCUUUUGUCUGUGAAUUAAUUUCCUGAAAUGAAUGUUUAGUUUUCUGUGGAUUAAUGUGUUUAAUGUGUUUGCCGGCGGGCCGCUGUUGAUAGAUUGAGCAAAGGGGAAAAAGACAAUCAUUGGGACCCAUUAUAUCAGAGACCAAUGACUCCACGAGCGUUUAUUGUUAUAGUAUUAGGUUUCAGCUCUGCAGACUCACUUUUGGGGCGUCAUUCAGUUUUUACCCAGAGCCUUACGUUUAACAAAGUUGCUUCAUUUGGAGGUGUCUUGAAUUUAAAUCUUGACACCACCGUGUUCGCAGUCAUGAAGCCGACCGCCUCCUAACACAGAAAUAUGAGCUUGAACUCAGUUUGCAGGCUGUGUUUGCCCAAAAGCACGAGGCAUUAGUUAUAAGAUGGUGAUGUGCAGUGAUUUCGGAUGGAUUAGAUCGAGACUCUGGGUCUGUCCCUUCUUUUUUGAAAGCUGCAUUGCGUUUCGGCCAAAGUGCUUUGCUCCGUCUCGCCGCUAACGCCCUCCCAUGUUACGGGUUCGAUGCCAGAAACACAAGCUGUGAAUGUCAGAGAUAACGCUGUUCGGUCUUUACCCCCCUCUCUCCGUUCUCUCUCGUUCAUCCAUUGUCAUCACAGCUUUUCAUCACGGAGCCAGACGUGCCUUCUUUAUGUUAUUUUUAGCUUUUCAAUUCUCACACUUCUCGUCUGACAGUAGAACGGAUGAUGAAAGGGGGAAACACAAACACACCAUGACGGGUUUGACAUUGAUGAUGGCGAUGCUUAAAAACACACUACAACACACACACACUGGAGAUGUAACCAUGUUUCUGUGAGCGUUGGAUUUUCUUUCAUUUAUUUUGUUUAUCACGGAUCGAUUAUCAUUUUGUAUGCUUUUUGGGAAGCCUAUUGUACAUGUUUUACAGAUCAUUGUCUUGUCAAAUAAAAAUGUAAACCAAA
Molecule: messenger RNA, 6026 nt
Organism: Larimichthys crocea (large yellow croaker)
Lineage: Eukaryota; Metazoa; Chordata; Actinopteri; Sciaenidae
Gene: pvrl2l
Product: PVR cell adhesion molecule related 2 like
Exons: 10
Coding region: 634-2121 (495 amino acids)
Source: RefSeq, a predicted model, not a curated record